AUGUCUGGCGACAUAGCCCAGGCUCAGCGCCUUUACCGCGCGGGCAUGACUGCGUAUGGGCGUAAGGAUUAUGAGGAGGCGCUGAGCGCUUUUGAUCGGGCGGUCUCUCUUGGCGACCGCAGCUGGAAGGUGCUGGACGCCAAGGCCGCCGCGAUGAACAAGAUGGGCGGGGUAUGGCGUACCUCCGCCUUUGAAGUAGCUUCCUCCCUCUGCAAGAAGUAUGGCGACAAAAGCCAUCGCCCAUGGUACCGCGCCGCGUCGAUCCUCCUCGAACUGGGCCUACUCGACGCCGCAGAGCGGAGUAUCACUCGCGGCCUCACUCUCGCCCCUUUGUCGGAUGCAGCGGCCCGUAAACCCCUCCUGGAUCUCCGCGAAGUCGGGAAGCGGAAGCGCGUUGCUAUGACUGCGCUGCGGGAUGAGAAUGCCGCAGAGGCCGAGGCAGCACGCAAGGGAGCCAUGUGCUUCACCCACCUCCUUACCUCGGACAUUCUGUACCUGAUCGCAAAGGCUGGCGACGGGGACACGGCCCUGCGCAUGGCGGGCGUGUGUCAUGACUGGCGCGGGGCCAUGCUCUCCCACUCGUCGCUUUGGAGCCACCUGCGUCUCGGUCGCCGCCGGCCGGCCGCCAAGGCAGCGACGUGGGUCGACCGCUCGGGAGGCAGGAUCAAGACCAUCGAGAUUACGCGGUAUGUUGCCGAGGCCGAGGCCGAGGCCGUUGCGACCGAGCUCGCCUUGCCCAUCGAGAAUGUCGAGAGUGUCAACUUGCAUUACGUCACCGACGGCACUUGCGGGAAGUACCUCGCCGCAUGGCGGGGCAAAUGUCGUGCCCUCCGCGAACUCAAGGUCAAAUCGGACACGAGAGUGCCUCAGCACGCAAUGUUCCAGUUACUCCACCAGGAGUGCUGCACCCUCGAGGUGGUCGAGAUGACUAAAGCCCAUCUUACACCAACGCCUACGGUGUAUAACUUCAACAUUAGCACAGGUAUCCCAGUGAACCCCUCGCAACUCGUGUCUCUUCGCCAUCUCGUCCUCGGUCACGGAGCAGUCCAUUCGGACCAGGCGUGGGUACUCGCACUCGCGGCCGCUGCGCCACGCCUGGCCCACCUCGAGCUUCGGUGUACGAACCACACGGCGUUCCCGGCAGACGAGGACCCCAUCACCCUCGAGCACCUCACCCACCUGGAAGUGUGCGACCGUACUGGCCUAUCUGAACCGACCAAGACGCUACACACACCCAACCUGUCCGUCUACUCGGCGUGGAACUGGCACAUGCGCUCGGCUCCCGGUCCGCCCCUGUCUGUGCUCGACAACCUCCGUGGCCUCCCGCGCACCCUCACGUCUCUCGACAUUGGGCGCUGCGGCCUCAAUCAGGCUGAUCUCCUGGCCCUCCUACCCGAAUUCACCUCGCUCCGUUUCCUCAACGUCAGUUUCUGCGGCAUCGACAACCAGCUCCUCGAAGGACUUGUGGACGGCAUCCUCCCAAACCUCACAGCGCUCAGUGUAGCGGGACACGACCAGAUCUCGGCAGGACCACUCCGGCGCCUAGUGUAUGGUCGGCUGGGAAUCGAGACAACCAAGCCCAAGCCUGUUCCCGUCAGACGGUCGGCAUUUGCGCCGAAGAGGAAGAGCAAACCUGAGCCGACGCCUCCCCCACAGUCCUCCUCUCAACCUUGGCAGCCUUCGCAGCCAAAGGUGCCCAUAACCUGGAUCUGCAUCGACCAGUGCAACGGCAUGGCGGUUGAGAUCCUUGCUGCCCUCCGCAAACACGUGCCCUUCCUGUCGAACCAGAAUGGCGCAGUGGUCGAGGACCGCGUACGUGGGCGAGGGGCGUUUGCGUGGGACUCGGAACUGGCGUGCGAGCAUGCAGCAGACGGCUGUCAUCUCCGCAGGCGCCGAGCCGACGAGGAGGGGUGGUAUGUGCACCACACGUGCAAGCAGGCGCGGCGGGAGUAG
Molecule: messenger RNA, 1953 nt
Organism: Cutaneotrichosporon cavernicola
Lineage: Eukaryota; Fungi; Basidiomycota; Tremellomycetes; Trichosporonales; Trichosporonaceae
Exons: 3
Coding region: 1-1953 (650 amino acids)
Molecular function (GO): protein binding
Source: RefSeq, a predicted model, not a curated record